Messenger RNA from Varroa destructor (honeybee mite), 1682 nucleotides. RefSeq names its product PDZ_signaling and DUF4749 domain-containing protein Zasp66 (gene Zasp66). Lineage: Eukaryota; Metazoa; Arthropoda; Arachnida; Mesostigmata; Varroidae. The record is from RefSeq and is a predicted model, not a curated record.
UGUAUAAGCAACCGUUAGCUCGCGAUGUUUUAACAUCUGAGAUCGUUCAGUUCAAAUCACAUCACUUCCUCACUGCCUUUCGCUCUCUGUAUGUGGCCUGAAGUAGGUUUUUUAAGCGCUCGUGCUAACGUCUUUGCGGAAAUAAAUUCCAAGUUGUCUUCGAUCACCAGUGUCUACCUCAGUUGAUUUGAAACGCAACCAGUAUGCCACAUCGACCCGGACCUAAUCAGUAAUUUCUCCUUAGAAGCUGUAUUCUAUAUCAUCUAGCCGGGGCUACCUUCACAGAGCUCCGUAGAGCACAAACCGUUACAGAUUGGAUGGAGAGCGUCCGGCUUUUUAAGAGACACAAGCGACGAUCACGGUACAACGUCUUCCACCGGGUGCUGUCCCUGCCGCUCCUGCCUUCUACGGCGAUGGAAAUUAUGAAUACAAGGAAGGUGUAUCGAAGUGCGCAGCUAAUAUACCCAGGCCCAAAAGCGACUCACGAUUGUGUACUCGGUUCAUACUUACGCCACGUCCGCGAACCGUAUUUUAGCACCGUGCAAGUGCCCUAUGGACCAGAUAUGCAUACCCGGGUAGCACAGACGGUUCAGCAACGUGCGUUUCCUCAUCAGACACCUGAUGGCCGCAGAAUUAUCCAUCAGAAUUACAACAACCCCGGGGGACUCUACUCUGCUCAGAAUGCGUCCGACGCUUUUGCACUCCAUACCGGCAUGCAUUCACCUCGUUCCGUGGGCAAUCCGGCUUCAAAAUUAGCGGACAUCACUAUGUCCCCCACUUAUCAACUCCUUCAUGCUGGUGAAUCUAUUCAGCAGCAUUCGCCAUCCCUGGGACAGGUAUAUUCGCCUACACAAAGCCAGGGUCAAGGACCCUGGAAAGCAUCCAUACCACCGCGAAGCGCUCCGACCCAGUCUACGUCGUUUAAUACAAUUAUGCAUGCCGUAUGCCCACCUGGAACAAAUAUGUAACGACGUUCGCAGCGCCGGUCACAGCAGCGGACGAAAUUAAGGAAUAGCGCGAGUCUUCGACCGGUCAUGUUAUCUAUGUCGCCCAGCAGAAGAAUUCAACAGUUGAUAAACUUAACUCUCAGCGAAAAUCUUCCUUGAAAUUAUAAUAAAGUGAAAACUAUUUAUUGUAGAUAGCUAGUUAAAGAGAACUUGAAAAUCCUCCGGCAAGCAGUAUCGUUCAAUUAUCUUAGUUAUAAUCGUUUGAAUGUCAUUGCCUAAAGAAAAGUUUAGUCAAUUAUAAAAGAGAAAUAUUAAUCCCUAAAAUGAUCGACUCCGGGUACUCAGUUACUAUCUUUAUGUUUCAAUGAGCGUUUUCCAUGUGAAGAUCACCUGAUAUUUUCUGUUAUGGACAGGGAUUCUGGGAAAACCGUUAUACAGUGUGCAAUAUUUUCCAGGAUUGUUCACAAUUCAACGACAAAUAUAUCAUGGAGAAUAAAAAACAGAUUUUCCCAAAUCUUGACUAUCCCAAAGGAUAAAUGUUGAAAUCACUGUCCUUAUAAGAAUUAUGAUAAUUUAUGUAUAAUUGUCUCAGAAACAGCCGGUUAACAAAGUGUUCCCGUGAAUCCAACUAUGAGAUCAACUUUCGCAUCAACCUAUCCCUGCUAUAAUCGUAAUCAUACUAGAGCACAAACGAACAAUGUAUCAGCGGAAUUUUCAAUAAACGCAAGGAUCUAU